Molecule: messenger RNA, 3350 nt
Organism: Sphaeramia orbicularis (orbiculate cardinalfish)
Lineage: Eukaryota; Metazoa; Chordata; Actinopteri; Kurtiformes; Apogonidae
Product: protein FAM53C-like
Exons: 5
Coding region: 1010-2227 (405 amino acids)
Biological process (GO): protein import into nucleus
Cellular component (GO): nucleus
Source: RefSeq, a predicted model, not a curated record
CAUCAGGACAGCUGUAGCAAGCUAGCUUGCUAACAGUCUGCGUAACCAAGCUAACGCCACGACUGAUUAAGAUAUGCAUUAGCAAUUUUGCUGUUAUAUUUUCAACGCCUUUGUCAUUUUGUAGUUUUAUGGUAAUGGUUGCGAUCUGGUACAACGAUAAUUCAUAGCAAGCCGAUAGUAUGUAAGCAAACUAGCUAUGGUAGUGUUUUUGUUAUAUCAGCUUAGAAACAGAACUGGCUAAUUACUAGACUUACUAACACGGGCUGCAUCGUGGUGCUGAGCUAGCGUACUUCUGUAUUCAUUUAGCCAAAUCCCACAUUGCCACAGACAUGCAGUUGCUCUAAUGGGAAACGCUGGAAAUAGGUGUAUAAUUGUCUGGCAGAAAUAUUUAGAAAGGACAAGCUCUACUUCACUGUCAUAAACGUAUUCGAUUGUUUGGUCGCACAUCACUAAAGACGAGAAGUGCCCUUGGCCUGGUAAAUCCGUCUAUGGCGUUAAUCAAAGUUUUAAAGUAGAUUAGCUGGGGUAGUCUGUUAGAGAAAUAGAAUAAUUCAUUCGUGGUGUCGUUCCAUUUGUAGGCCAGAUUUAAAAGAUGUUUCACAGUAAAUAUUCUUUAUCUCUGUUCUUGUCUGCUGAUUAACAAACUGAAUAACUCCUUGGCGUUCAAGGCUCUUUUCGGAAGUGAUUGCUGUCAGGAGAAAGCUUGUACCCUGUGCUGUUGAAGUAGCUCAUCUUCUGGCAUGUGGCUUUGGGCUAGCUAUGUAGCACCAUGUUUGCCACAAGGAGGAAGGCCCUAGAGGCCACAUCUGACUGUCAAGUGUGAAAUCAUUGCCACGGAAAUUAGUGCCAUAAAUAUGAUGGUGGGAUAGUGACAGAGUUGGUCAGUCUGGCUGGUUGAGGUGUUGAGGGGACACCACAAACCAGGCCAGGACUCUGACAAAAACUUUUGCUGCCCUCAGUAUAUCUCCUCCUCAUCUCCAUGUCAGUCCCUUAAGUCAUAGCUACAAUUAUGGUGACUCUUAUCACAGAGCAGCUCCGUAAGCAGAGUUUGGAAGAGCCUUAUCACAAGGCUUUCUCAUUCAAUGUCAAUGCGUCUUUCCCGGCAGUGGGCUCCAGUCCCACAGUUUCAUGGACUGCUUGUAGACCAACACAGGAGACUAGCUCAGCUGCACUCUCAUCAUCCAAAACCAACCUUCCAGAUGCUUCCAGUGGGAUAGACUCCCAAUGGACUCGCUCCAGAGUUGGGGAACUGCUCAUCAGACCAGAGGCGUCAAACACCGGCAAGACUUUACAAAAUUCCCCUCCCCCACCUCCUCCAAAACGCCACUGCCGUUCCCUCUCUGUCCCUGAGGACCUGUCUCGCUGCCGCUCUACCUGGCAUCCCAGUGCAUUCAAGGUUUGGACCCCAGUCAGACGUGGCUGCCACAGUGGAGAAGUAUCCGUUUCAGCCUCUGGAGCGAGCUCAUUGCCACUUUGCGGCCCAAGUUCCUCUUUUACUUCUUCUUCCCUAAACUCUUCUUCUAGUCCUACUUUCUUUAGCUUAGCACUGUCCUCUGACUCACCACUACCAUGGAGCUUCCCAUGGGACCCCUGUGAUGCAUUGAAAGGACCCUGCUCUUCCUCCAUUGCUGCCCCUUCUUCCUGCUCAUCUUCACCUGCACCCCUAGUUUCUCAUUCAGUGCUGCAGCGCCGCUUCUCCCUCUCCCCUGUUCAAAUUCAGAAUACCACUGUGGUACUCCAGCCCCCUCAACCAUUCCCAGCUUCAGGUCUUACGUAUGGCUCUUCUGGCAUGGAGCACCCAGCCCUGUCUCCAUCUCCCACUUCUGCCUGCAGUACACCACCGUCUUCAAGACGCAGCCUGCAUCCAGUGCUGCCACGAUGCCACUCACAGCCCUGUGACAUGCGCAGACCUCGCUUGAAGAGGCGUCAUGACCAAGAUGCUCUACCAUGCCCUAGACCAGGGCUUGACUUCAGCAAAAUGACACAGAUUGGCAAUGUUGGGACCUUAGUGUGCAGUACUGGAGGCUGCAUAGUUCCCACGUCUUCCCAGGCAGAGCAGCACAUCACCUUUUCCCCUGUUGAGUUCCUUGGACGUGUGAGCAUCGGGCCACUUAGUGAGAGCGAGGAAGAAGAUAAAAGAAAAAAGACUGCAACCGAUGAAGGGCAAAAUAUGUUCUUUGAAAGAGACUGCACAGAACUGGACUUGAACCUCAUAGAAGAGAACUGACCACUUGUUGGUGCUCUCAGUGUGAUCACUGCUUUAAUCAACAUGUUAAGCACACCUUCAGGCUUUGUGCGCUUUACUGGCCGAGUCUUUGAAAACUUGCUGCCCUUCAAAGACUUAUCUGUCCUGAGUUCAUGAUCAAGAACCAAGCACUUAGGAGCUAAUAUCAAACUACAAUGUUAUGAUUGUAAUACUUGAGCUAGUUUCACAAAAAAAUGUCAGUGCCUGUCUAUUGAACAAACCAUAGUAAAAUGUGCAUGAACAAAGUUUUCAUGCACACAGAAUUUUGGCUCCUAUUUCAUACUGAUCCAAUGCUUUAUUAUUAAAGAUUGGUAUGCAUUAUAUCGUCAUCAAAGAACAGUAUAUACUAAAGUAAGCAGAAUGUUAAUAUUUCCUCAGAAGUGAUUUGAAUUAAUGCCAAAAGCCAAUAGUUAAAUGGAUGAACAUGAGCAUUGCUUGAUCACAAACUGGAGUAGUCUAUUUUGAGUUGGGGUUUCUGCAUUUGUGGGCUGUUAAAGGUUGACAAGAUGUUCCAUGUGUAGCUCUUUUUUUCUUUUACAAAUCCAAAAGUAAAAUACUCAUCUUAUUUGUAAAUCCUUCCUUUUUGGUUUUACAUGACCUCUCCAUACCCACAUUUAUUCUCUCUGCUGUUCUGUGAUUCUCUUUUUCCAUUUGAAGCAACUCUACAUCAUCAAAUAAUUGUUUUUCUUAUUUUUUAUGGAAAAAGAUAUUAAUGCUUGUUAACAGUAGUAAUGGUGAGACGGUAAACUGACCAUGCCUUAAGCUUGAAAUAGAGUUUGUGGUGCUCUGGUCUUCUUUUCACAGCCAGACAUUUUUGCAGUCUCCAUAACUGAUUCAGAUAUUUUUGGAAUGGAUGGAACAUGCACUAAUAGUCAACUAAAUAACUGAAACAAUGCUGCAGCUGGAAUCCAUAAGGCACAAUGUAAUGUACUGUUCAAUGGUUAGAGAGUACAUGUCUGGCCAAUUGUGAGUGUAUGUGAUUUUGCAGUUGUGAUGCAGAUGAUUGGUGGCCUUUCAGAAAUGAUUUUCAUGUGUUUUCAGAUGGAAAUAUUCCUGUUGCACAAUUUAUGUACAAAUAAAGUUUAAUAGAGAAUAUUUUUUUCCC